Messenger RNA from Dermacentor andersoni, 792 nucleotides. RefSeq lists its product as uncharacterized. Lineage: Eukaryota; Metazoa; Arthropoda; Arachnida; Ixodida; Ixodidae. The record is from RefSeq and is a predicted model, not a curated record.
GCGGCUUUUUGUUUUGGUUUGGGUAGAUUGUACUAGCAGUAUUAGACAUACUACUAGUUUGAGACAGUUCGAAAAAAAGGCAUUGGUUUGAGACAUGUUUCUUUUUUCUUAUAGUUGCUAGUUGUGGUAGUCAACUUUCGAUCACAACUUAACAACCGUGUUCAUUGCUGCUUAAAUUAUGGCCACACGUUCAGCUAAUGAAGACAUCCGCAAGGUCUUGUUCAAAGAGAAGCCGCAGUAUGUGAUCGGCACAGUAGCUUCUCAGAAAACUUCCGACCUACUAUCAACGAAGGCGGGCAUACAGUUUGAACACGAUGUCGAAGUCAGCCAGAGCUCAUUGGAGAAAGAACUGCACGAACAAAGGCUCCAAAAGUUGCGAGCAAUAAGCGAAAAGCUCAAGGAGGAUGCCUGGAAGUAUGAGCCGAUUGAGAAACUGCUUGGCAUGUAGACAUCAAUUCAUCAUUCAACCUCAUGCCACCCUGCCUGUGGCAUCCCUGCUGUUUUCCAUUCCUCAUCCAUUCAUCUGCUGCUAAACAGCAUGGGUUUUCACGACAUCACCAGUGGGGCACGAACGUCUAUACAUAAUGACAAAGCAACUGGCUUCACAUGUUCACCGAGCGCGAUUCAUCCAUUUGUGACCUCCACGAACAGCAUGCACCACCGUGCCUAUCCGCAGGCAUAGUCAGGGCUGUACCCACAGCUCAGCAAGAACUGUAAACGCAGAAUUGCUGCUUGUUUUAUGGCACAGACAUGUCAUAUUGUGAUUAAAUAAAAUUCUCAUAUGCGAAGAAA